Molecule: messenger RNA, 1459 nt
Organism: Archocentrus centrarchus (flier cichlid)
Lineage: Eukaryota; Metazoa; Chordata; Actinopteri; Cichliformes; Cichlidae
Exons: 6
Coding region: 101-727 (208 amino acids)
Source: RefSeq, a predicted model, not a curated record
CAGGCUGACUGUCACAUUGUAAUGACCUGUUGUCUCUUUUAAACAAAUCAGAGUGGAAAGAGGACAGCUCGCUGCACACACUCCAACUAACAGGGAGAAGAUGAUCCGCAUCCUUCUGUUUUUCAGCCUGACCUCCUCUGUCUGGACAUUUGGUGUGGAAAAUGUCUAUGAGGCAGACGAGGAUGGUAACAUCACUUUCAUAUGGGACAGUCAGCUCCAAACUGAUGUGUCUCUCUCCACUUUAAUUUGUUCUUUCCAGUCCAAACCUCCAAAGGUUUUAUUUGUAAUCAAAAAAGGUGUUGAAGCACCAAAGUCUCAGCACGAGCAGUUUACAGGACGGGUUCAGAGUGACAAAGAUGCUCUGAGAGGAGGACGGAUCAAACUUCAGCUGUUCAGAGUCACAGCUGGAGAUGCAGGAAACUACAGCUGUGAUCUGAUGAUCUGGAAGCUCCUGACCUCUGUAACUUUUAUCGUGGAUGUGACCUCUCAUAGUGAGAGCAGCAUUUAUGUGUCUCCAAACACACCAAAAUAUGAACCAGGACCUACUAAAGCUGCAGCUAAACAAAGAGAACGACGACUGGACAUGAUGCUCGCCUACGCUCAGGCAGUUAUAAUACUGACAGCAGCAGUUUUAUUCUUUCUGUGGGGACUGUGGGAGGCUGUUACUGUCGAGGCUGAAAUAAGAAGGUGUUACAGAUCAACACCUGGACAGAUGUUCCCUUAUUGAUCUCCUUAAAGUAUCCAGAGGACAACAUUUCAUAAUUGAAUGGUAACAUGAACGGGUCCUGAGGGGAACUUUUCUGAGCAUCAAAGUGCUUUUGGAAGAUAUGAACUCAUUUAGCUGAUUAAGUUUCAUCCUCAACUACAACUGCUUCAGAUGUGAGUGGACACGUAGCAGCAUGAAAACUGAUGAGUUUGUCCAUCAUCUCUUCUUCUUUCUCAACUCAGCAGAGAGACAAAGAGAAGGAAUGAAAGACUGAUUCUCAGAUAAGAGUUAUCGUCAUCUUUAGUCACCCACACAAACCUCACAACAAGCUCAGUGAUCUACACCACAGUGUGAGGAACACAUUUUUAUUUGGUGUAUUUUUUAUUUAACUUGGAAAAAAAAUGAACUCAAACAAGUUAGAAGAUUGCAUCAGAUUUGCUGUAGUGGUUUGUGUGCACAGUUUGUUGUAUCUAUUUGAGACUGCACAUUUAAAACUCUAUUUAUCAGUGUGUUUGUAAAAAUAUGAUAUAAAGUGUGUGUAAUUCCAAUUCUGAUUCCAAUAAAUGUCAUGGACCCCGUGUUUUGUUUUUGCUUAAUUUUGUCUGUCCUGUUCUGGGGUUCGUUUGGUUGUGUUUUGCUUUCUAGUUCCUUGUGUUUUCCUUUGUCAGGUCUGCUUCAUUGUUUUCCUGCUGUGUGUGCUCCCUGCCUGGAUUUAUGGUUUUGCUUCAGUUCAGUCAAGUGUUUUUUUUUUUG